Molecule: messenger RNA, 837 nt
Organism: Colletotrichum higginsianum IMI 349063
Lineage: Eukaryota; Fungi; Ascomycota; Sordariomycetes; Glomerellales; Glomerellaceae
Product: Thioesterase domain-containing protein
Exons: 5
Coding region: 1-837 (278 amino acids)
Biological process (GO): mycotoxin biosynthetic process
Source: RefSeq, a predicted model, not a curated record
AUGGACAUGUCCGAGGCCAAGUACGAGAACCUGGGGAUCGGGGACCACGAUCACGAUGACCGCAGCAGCACCGAGGUCGAGGAGUCGCUCAUUGGCGCGGAGGACAAGGCGUGCCGGAGCUGCCUGGCCCAGGAGUACCAUAGACCCACGGCGGCAGCGAGGACAAGGAGAAAGAACCGGUGCCUGGCCAUGCUCAGCUCGUCGCGGUGGUUCGUCGACACCAUCUUGCUGCUCGUCAUCCUGGGCCUGCUCGUGAGGCAGCAGACGCAGACGCCGCCCGUGAACACGUUGGACUUUGGGGGGGAUCUGACGGGCGUCAGCGGAAAGUUCUCGCAGCAGAUCAAGACGUUCGCACCGGAUUACGAGGGCAAGUAUGCGCCCAACGACACGUCAAAGUUCUUCACGGAUGAAGUGUUGAAUAACUGGAACGAGCUAAUGCCGAGACAACAAGUCGGCAUGGGAUUCCAAUGGGUCAACGACACGCACAAGUACCACGACCUGCCAACCCCCAUCAUCUGGCCCGAGAAGACCGUCUUCACGACGUCCAUCACGCACCAGCUGCACUGCUUGUUCGCCGUCGUCCAGACCUACUCGGGCCUCACGUCGGGCCACGAGAUCCCCGACGACCACCACUGGCACAUGAUCCACUGCUUCUCGUAUCUGAGGCAGACCAUCAUGUGCAGCGCCGACAUGGCCCUCGAGGGCCUCGAGACGACGUUCCCUGACCACAACGGCGGCUCCGACGGCUGGGACUCGAAGCAUGUGUGCAAGGAUUACAACCAGGUCAAGAACUACCUGGAGAGCGUGAGGGCCUACGACGAUAGAGAGAUCUUCUAA